AUGAAUAUGCAUCCAUAUACAUUUAAAUCAUUUGAUUCUUAUCUUGAAAUAUUUCGUAAACCAGGUGCAACAUCUAUUGAUUUAAAUUUUCAAAUGCGUACAUUUGAACCGAAUGGAGUUUUAUUUUAUACGAAUUUAUCUGAACCAAGACAGCUAAUGAUUGGAAUUAAUGAUGUACCUGAUCAAGAUUUUCUACGACUUUUUCUCGACGAAGGACAGUUAGCAUGUACAGUACAAUUAGAUGGAAAUAAACGAACUGUUCGUCAUCAUCGAGAUUAUUUAAAUGAUGGUCAAUGGCAUGAAAUAAGUCUUUUAUUAACACAAUUUCGUUUUAAUAUAACAGUUGAUUAUGAACCUGAAUUUUCAUUUACACGUAAUAAUUUAUCAACAACUGAUCGUUUUACAUUUAGUACAAAUGGUGAUCAAGUUAAUCGUGAAACAGCUAUGAAUGGUUUUGUAGGUUGUAUAAGACAAUUAGUUAUGAGUGGUAUACAAAUAUUACCAAGAGAUUUAGUAAAUAAUUUAACUGUUUUACAAUCAAAUAAUAGACCAAGAACAGGAACAGUUAUUAAUCAUGGUGUACUUGUUGAUGCUUGUGAAAUGUUUGAUCGUUGUACACCAAAUCCAUGUAGACAUGGUGGAAUAUGUCAUCAGACAUGGACAAGAUUUUAUUGCGAUUGUUCCAAUACAGGUUAUAGUGGUGCUGUUUGUCAUAUAACUGAUAUGCCAUUAUCAUGUCUCGAUUAUAAAUUAAAUCGUAUGAAAAUUGAUGAAAUAAUUCCUGAACGUUUGACAAUGAUUGAUAUUGAUGGUAGUGGUCCGUUAGCACCAUUUUCUGUUGUAUGUCGUUACGGCUCGAAAUCUGAUCAACAAAAUGUAACUGAAAUAGGUCAUUAUAAUGAAUUAGAAAGUUAUGUAUCAAGUGGUUAUCAAUUACCUGAUUCACUUUAUUCUCAAACAAUAAAUUAUCGUGUACCAUUACCACAAUUAUUUACUCUUAUUGAUCGUUCAUAUGUAUGUAAACAAUAUAUUGAAUAUACAUGUUUUAAUUCACGUUUAUUAAAUUAUCCAAAUUCACCAUAUGGUUGGUGGGUUGGUCGUACAAAUCAAACAAUGGAUUAUUGGGGUGGAAGUGAAAUAGGUACAGGCAAAUGUGCUUGUGGUUUAGAUAUGACAUGUGCUAAUCCAAAUUUAUUUUGUAAUUGUGAUUCACAAUUUACAACUGAACUUAAAGAUACAGGAUAUUUAACACGAAAAGAAUUUUUACCUGUACUUCGUAUGGAAUUUGGUGAUACAGGACCAGUUGGUUCUCAACAAUAUGGUCGAUAUCAAGUUGGUCGCCUUUAUUGUGAAGGAGAUUUACUUUAUGAUAAUGGUGUAACAUUUCGAAAAGCGGAUGCUAUUAUAACAGUACCACCAUUUGAAUCUAAAGUAGCUGGUGAUAUACGUUUUCAAUUUAAAACUGGUUUUGAUUCAGCUACAUUUGGUUCAGCUAUUAUGAUACAAAAUAUUGGUUAUGAUGAUGGAGAUCUUAUUGAAAUUCGCCUUCAAUCACCACGUGAAAUAGCAUUUCGUUAUAGUGUUGGUCGUGGAACAAAUAUUGUAACAAUUCGUGCGCCAUAUGAUUUUAAUGAUAAUGAUUGGCAUACAGUACAAAUUGAAAUCAAUCGACAAGAAGCAAGAUUAACUGUUGAUGGUUUAUCAGCUGCUAAUCCAGAAGAUCAAACUACUUUUCGACAUAUACAUUUAACAUCAAAUUUAACUAUUGGAGCAUCAGUUACGAAUCGAAAUGGUUUUGUUGGAUGUAUACGAGCAUUUCAAGUUAAUGGAGAAUUAGUUGAUUUAAAAACUCAUGCUUUACGUGGUAUGUAUGGUAUAUCACCAGAUUGUAUGGGUAAAUGUCAAAGUAAUCCAUGUUUAAACGGUGGACGUUGUAAUGAACGUUGGUCAACAUAUGAUUGUGAUUGUACAUUUACACCAUUUCGUGGACCCAUUUGUUCAACAGAAAUUGGAACACGAUUGGAAGCAAAUACAAUGAUUAAAUAUACAUUUCCUACACAAGGUAAAAAUAAUAUUUGGAAAAUCUAUAAAGUAUUUGUUUUGAUUGAAGGUGUGACUGCAACUGAAGAAGAAACAAUUCGUGUUUUAUUUACAACGUAUAAAAAACAAGGUAUAUUAAUGCAAUUAAAAUCUGAUAAAGUCGAUGAAAAAGGUAUGGUGGAUUAUUUUACUCUUGAAAUGAAUAAUAAUGGUGGUGUACGUGUUAAAUUUAAUUAUGGUUUUGAUACAUUUGAAUAUAAUGUCCCAUAUGAUUUAACUAAUGGACAAGAUCAUGAAGUUAUUGUGACACGUCGUGAGUAUGGUAAACGUAUUAUAAUUACUGUUGAUAAUUAUGAACCAUAUACUGAUGUAUUUCCUCAAACACAACAAAUUGAUAUGCAAUUUGAUAGUCCACGUGUAAUGUAUAUUGGAAGAAAUGAAACAACACCACCUGAACAGGGUUUUAGUGGUUGUAUUGCUCGAUUACAAUUCAAUCGUAUAUUUCCAUUGAAAUAUGCGUUUUUAGAAGAACGUGAUCCAAAUAUAACAUGGACAGGUGGAAGUAUUCGGGAGUGGCCAUGUGGUACAGAACCUGUAAAAUAUCUUCCUGAACCUCUUGAGAUUCCACCUGAUCGUGGAUUUUCUAUUCUUGCUUUACCACGACCAAUUUAUAUCGCCAAUAUUCGCGCUAGAAAUUUAGGUAUUAUUAUUGGUACGAUGUGUUUUCUUGCAAUAAUUAUUUCAAUUGGUCUUGGAUUAUGUUAUCAUAAAUCACGUAAAAGUGGUCACUAUAAAACAAAAGAAGAUCAAGGUGCUGAUCAAGCAAUUGAUGCUGAUGCAGCAAUAAUCAAAGGUGAUCCACGUCAUCCAGAUUUAACUGAAGCAAAAGAAUGGAUUUUUUAA
Adineta steineri is the source of this 2943-nucleotide messenger RNA. Lineage: Eukaryota; Metazoa; Rotifera; Eurotatoria; Adinetida; Adinetidae. The record is from the annotation of a GenBank genome assembly.